AUGAAAGUCUUCAAGCCAUGGCCGCUGUACAUCACGUCCAGCUUUAUCACCUCCUUGAUAGCAAUGCUGUUUGGUCUCGAUACCGGGACGAUUGGGUCCGUGACGACCAUGCCUGCCUUUGAAAUCACCAUGGGCCCCAUAUCGUCCACAAUCCGCGGUGUCAUCGUCUCGUCCAUCCUGCCAACCGGUGCCUUGGCCGCUCUCGUCGCAGGCAUUCUAGCGGACAGGUACGGCAGGAAACGCCUCAUCAUCCUCGGCUCUGUGAUCUACGGCGUCGGCGCGGCUAUUGAGAGCGGCUCUGUCGCCCUGGCUAUGUUUAUAGUCGGACGGCUGAUCAAGGGUGUUGGGCAGGGUCUGUUCCUGAGCACGGUGUAUGUCCAGGUUUCUGAGAUCAGCCCGGCCCGGACUCGUGGUACCAUGACUUCACUCCCGCAGUUCCUUAUCGUCUGCGGCCUUGUGACCGGCUUUUUCAUGUCCUACGGGACUGCUGGCAUCAAGGACUCAUCCGCCUCCUGGAGGUUACCACUGGGUGUUGCCAGCUUCCUGGCCUUUGCUUUCGCAGCAAUAAACGUCCUGACGCCUCCGUCACCGCGCUGGCUUCUCGCCAAAGGCCAGUUCGAGCAGGCACGCACCAUCAUCGCCGCCCUGGGCCUGGACGAGGCCGAACAGCAGGAGUUGUUGGAUGUCUCCGCCUCCGGGUUGGAACACCCCCCGGAUGAAGCCUUCCUGGAAUCGCUGAAUCAGAUGUUCAAGGACUUCGCCGAGGCCUUCUCUGCGCCUUUCCGGGCGAGGACGGCGUUUGGAUGUUUCAUCAUGGCUUUCCAACAAUUCAGCGGAAUCGAUGGCAUCCUCUACUACGCACCCAUUCUGUUUCGUCAGGCCGGGCUUUCUGGCGAGAAGGCGAACUUCCUCGCCUCUGGUGUCUCCUCCUUGGUCAUCCUGGCAACCACUAUUCCCGCGUCCCUGUGGGCUGACCGCUGGGGGCGCCGCACCUCGAGUAUCACUGGCGGGGUGCUUAUCACCGUCCUCAUGGUCUUGAUGGGCACGAUGUACGCCGCAGAUCUUGUCCAUGGAAGCCAUGGCCCAGGCAGAUGGGUUGUUAUUGUCUCAAUCUACCUGUUCGCUGUCGUGUAUAACGCAACUUGGGCCCUCGGUUUCCGUACUUUCCUAGUCGAGAGCUUACCUAGGAAGACGAGGAGUAGCGCUUCCUCCCUGGGACAGUGCUCGAAUUGGGUCGCAAACUAUAUUGUCGCACUCACCACCCCGGUCAUGAUCGCCGAAUCAUCGUUUGCUGCUUACUACUUCUUCGCAGGCUGUACAUUGAUUUGUACGAUUGUAUGUGCACUGUACAUGUUUGAGACCAAAGGCCACACCCUGGAGGUCAUUGAACAGAAGUAUUUGGAUGAGAAAGCAAAGUCUACUGGACGGUGGGCAUUCGAGGGCUUCAAAUUGAGACCGGUGGCGAGAGUUUCCAUGUGUCAGAGUGUGAGCAGGCCGGCCUCUUUGGAUGGCAAUGGACACUCUUGA
Messenger RNA from Diaporthe amygdali, 1527 nucleotides. RefSeq names its product mfs sugar transporter. The transcript is spliced from 3 exons. Gene Ontology annotation, molecular function: carbohydrate:proton symporter activity. Gene Ontology annotation, biological process: carbohydrate transport; transmembrane transport. Bases 1 to 1527 code for a protein of 508 amino acids. Gene Ontology annotation, cellular component: membrane. Lineage: Eukaryota; Fungi; Ascomycota; Sordariomycetes; Diaporthales; Diaporthaceae. The record is from RefSeq and is a predicted model, not a curated record.